UGAAGUUAAGUAGAGCUCCGCCGCGCAGCCAGGAGGGAACAACUGACAAUCUAUCCGUCCGAAAUAACUCCAGCUAGACAGGAUAUGUUGAGGACACACGGCUGGACUUUGGGAUUUUUCAUGGUCUCGGAAUCGAAGGAGUUUGAUUUUUGUGCAAAUCUAUGUAGGACGUGGCGUUUGCGGCAGCACUGAAGUAGUCUUAAAUUUCAGGCAAAAGAAACGCGUGUUUUCUUUUCUUUUUUUUUCAAAUAUAUUUUGCCGCAAAGACAGCAACAUCAACCUGGAAUACUCUUUUGAAUCAGGAAUGGUUUAUCCUUCCGAAGGUUUAUUCUACAUCGAAAUGGAUCAAGCGCCGCCAGCUCUCCCCCCCAGGUCCACAAAGCCAGCGUCGUCCACCACCAACAACAACUGCCUUUCGCCACCUACGCAUUCCCUGCAGGACGCCAAGUGGUACUGGGGAGACAUAACCAGGGAUGAGGUGAACGAGAAGCUCCGAGACACACCUGACGGCUCGUUCAUGGUGCGUGACGCAUCCACGAAGCUACAGGGGGACUUCACGCUGACGUUGAGGAAGGACGGGCACAACAAGCUGAUAAAGAUCUACCACUGCGAUGGGAAGUACGGCUUCUCCGACCCCCUCACGUUCACUUCGGUGGUGGAGCUCAUCUGGCACUAUCAGCACCACCCGUUGGUGGAGUACAACGCCACGCUGGACCUGAUGCUCACCCAUCCCGUGUCCCGCUUCCAGCAGGUCAAAGAAGACAGUGUCGAUGUCGCUGGACGAAAGCUUAAGGAGGUUCACUGUCACUAUCAGGAGAGGUCAAAAGAGUUUGAUCGCCUUUAUGAAGCUUUCACAAAGACCUCACAGGAGAUUCAGAUGAAGCGAACGGCAAUCGAGGCCUUUAACGAGACCAUGCUGAUUUUCGAGGAGCAGUGCCGCGAACAGGAGCGCUACGGGGAGAAGUUCGAGAUGAACAAUCACUCCGAGGGAGCCGACAAAGACCUGGAGAGCUUUCUGAUAAAUUACGAGAAGCUGAAGUGCCGUCUCGGGGAGAUAUACGAGAGCAAAAUCCAUCUCGAGGAUGACUUGAGAACGCAGGUGGAGGACUACAGGGAGACGGACAGGAAGAUCAACAGCCUGCGGCCCGACAUCAUCCAGCUGCGCAACAUCCGAGACCUGUACCUCAACUGGCUCAAUCACAAAGGCGUCAGACAGAAACGCAUAAAUGACUGGCUGGGGAUACUGAGCGACAGCCUUGAUGACACGUACGUGUUGAAGGGGGACGAGAAGAAUCUGCCACACCAGGAAGAGGCCAACUGGUUCGUGGGUGAGCUGAGCCGGACGCAGGCCGAGGAGAUGCUUCAGGAUAAGGCGCCCGGAACGUUCCUGAUCCGCGAGAGCAGCAAGCAGGGAUGCUACGCCUGUUCUGUCGUCGUGAAUGAAGAAGUGAAGCAUUGCAUGAUCUACAGCACGCCACAGGGGUACGGCUUCGCGGAGCCGUACGACGCCCACUGCUCGCUGAAAGACCUCGUCCUGCACUAUCGCCUGCACUCCCUAGCGCAACACAACGACGCGCUGGACGUCCGGCUGUCGCACCCCGUGCACGCCGAACCCGCCGCGGUCACGCCUUCUCAGCACGCGGAGGAGCGCAAACUCUUACAGACACCAAAACACACGGCGGGGCUCCCACCCACCGCUCCGGAAAUGUAACGUCGAGGGAUAGAGACAAAGGGACAUGUUUACUGUAUCCCGCGAGAAUGACUGCAUCAUGGUGCAUUGCGUUGAGUUUUGCACUACAGUGACUCCCAUCGUUUCUGUGAACGGGAUUUCACAGAGUUCAAUGGGACUGGAACUUGAAUGUCAGCUUGAACUUUUUUUUAAUUUUUGUUUCCGAAAGACUGUUUAAGCUUUUUUUUUUUGUUGUCGUUGUACUUCAUUUUAUUGCCGUUUGUUUAAUGGACAUCUUUUCGGUAGGGAUGUUGACAACCAGAAAAUUGCUCACUGACAUCAGGUGCUGCACCUUUGUUUGACUUUGACUUUUACAACCAGAGUUGAUGUAGCUGGAGAUGUCCAUUUCUCUAGUUAAAUUGUAUUCAGUUCUGAAAAUUUGACCUAUAGCUUAGACUUACUUGGUUGCUAUGGAGUUAUAUAUUUGUGCCUCAUUCCUGAGCGUGUAAUGGACUAUUGUGAGCACAGAAGAAAGAGAACUCAAGUUAGAGAACUCAAAUUAUAUUAAGUAGAGAAAUGAUUUAUUGUGGAAGGAACAGGUUAAUUAGGAGAAAAAAGAAAUACCUUUUUUUCCCCCGCAACAAAUGUAUUUACCCGUUUGCUAAUAUCCACAAACGCACCAAACAAUAACCUCGCUUACAUUUGCCCUUUUGAUGUGUACAUUUCAUAUCAAACAUAGCUUGUGUUAGGCAGAGGCUGCGUCAUCUCAUUAUAUAAGAAUGCCAUAACUUUGUUUGAUUUAUAGUUAAAUGAUCCAUUAAGUGCUUUAUAUAAUGCUUUGGGUUUCGGAGUUCCUUUGGCAGCUGGCCAUCACAAAGGAAGCGACUUCCUACGUGGCAGACGUUAAGCCAGCAACCCAACGUUAUAGCGAGGCGGUAAGCUGAUAAAGGAAAGAGCAGCCAACUACAUAUGUCACCAAAACCUCUUAAAAGAAUUAUGUGGGGCUUGUGGAGCUCACGUUAUCUUCUAGUGCUAGCGCACUCGCCUUGAAACAUGUAUUACUAACAAUCAGACACAGAAAAGACCUCCCCUAGUUGCGUGAUUGACCGACGCUUGCGCGUACGGUGACAUUGUGUCGAGUGCACAGUGAACCCAAAGACCGCCAGGCUUCAAAGCAAAUCUCCUUAGUGGCCAAAUGAGGGAAUUACAAUUUCCAGUUACGUCACGUUAUGCCGUGAGGCCGAGAAAUAUAGUUUCCCAUAGACUUACAGUGGGAAGGAGACUCUUUUUUUUUUUUUUGCUUCAUAGUGAUUAAGACUACAUCGGUGAGCAAAAUUCAUAGGAAUGAACUCUACACUGCUUCUCCCGUCCAGGCGUCUUUACACAUCGAGAGAUUUUUUUGAGAACGAGAAACAAUGAACGAGUGUCAAAUCACACAUUGAUGGUGUAAAUGAGUAAAACCUGAGGUGCACUCGUGUGGAUAAUAGGAAACACUCCAGUAUCUGGAGCGCAAAAUAGAUUUUAGUUCACUCAGACGAAACACUUCUUUGCAUGACACUCUAAAAGACACACAUUUCUGAUUGUAAAAUAUAUUUUUCUGUGCUCAAAAAGUCCCAUUGUGUUCUCCUGAAUGAGAAAUGCGUUCCUACUACUUAGUGCAUUCGCUAGGGGGAGAAUGGUGCUGUGGGCAGCCUGUUUCCGUCAUACUGGUUUGGUGGACCAAACCGUUUUUUGGGUAAAUGCCACGUGUGAAUAUGUGAAAAGUCGUGGUGCAUCUUGACAAUUUGCCCCUUUCCCCGAUAGACAUUCAUAUACAGUGGACAAUUAUGUAGCAUUAACAUCCUGUAGAAUACCAUUGUACGAGCAUACUCAAUGUUAUACCCAAUGACCAAAGCACUUAAUAGUGAACAAAACUACAUCCCUGUUAAGUCUGGUUAUUGCAUUUGGGCAAGGGGAGGGUAAUUAAUGUACACCUGCUGAUGUGCUGAUCAAAACAUAAUCUGAAGUACUGUAUGUUAUAUUCUGUUACUCAAAGAAGUAUAACCUUUUUGUAUUCUAUAUAUAUUUUUUCUAUAAACAUGCCACAAGAUGAAAGCUUGAAGAAAGUGCAAUCCAAUAGUAUUUCUACUGUUGCAAUGUAUGACGACGACGACGACGACGACGAUGAUGAUGAUGGUGGGGAAGGUAAUGCUGUUAUGAGAGGUUGACAUUUGCCACAAAAAUGCACUCUCUUUGGUGGUGUCGGUGUGAUGUGGCCUCCGAUGUUUGUGUGAACUGCCAGAGGUCCGGAAGUAUCCUGCCUCCAUUACUUGAACUGUGGCAUUGCUCGAGCUAUGAAUGUUUUUUUCAUGACAUGCAGCCUACAUAGCUUAAGAGGAAAGGAAUCCGUGUUGAACUUGGCGCAUUUUUCCAGUUUGAGGACAAUAGAUACUCUGUACAGAGAAAACUGUAAAAUGUAUUUCCGAGGUUGUUUAAAAAUAUAACUCCACUGGGGGGGAUUGAAGAAACUCCUCGGGUGAAGCUAAGCAAUGUGAGAUCCUGACCUUUUUCUUGCUGAAAGACAAUAAACUGAUGAGGGUUUUGUCAACUUAA
Gasterosteus aculeatus aculeatus (three-spined stickleback) is the source of this 4261-nucleotide messenger RNA. Its product is annotated as phosphatidylinositol 3-kinase regulatory subunit gamma. Gene Ontology annotation, cellular component: phosphatidylinositol 3-kinase complex. Lineage: Eukaryota; Metazoa; Chordata; Actinopteri; Perciformes; Gasterosteidae. The record is from RefSeq and is a predicted model, not a curated record. Gene Ontology annotation, molecular function: 1-phosphatidylinositol-3-kinase regulator activity. Gene Ontology annotation, biological process: phosphatidylinositol phosphate biosynthetic process; insulin receptor signaling pathway.